Coregonus sp. 'balchen' is the source of this 16592-nucleotide messenger RNA. The record is from the annotation of a GenBank genome assembly. NCBI's taxonomy places the organism in Eukaryota, Metazoa, Chordata, Actinopteri, Salmoniformes, Salmonidae.
UUCCCUGAAGAGAGGCAAAGCGGAACAGACGAGAACCGAGGGGGAGGAGGGAGGGAGGAGGAGAAUAAGAGGGGAGGGGGCACAGGCAGGGUGAGACAGAGUGCUAUUCAGGAAAGCCAGGGGAAGGAGAGGCGGAUAUUGUCCACUAGUGGAUGUCCUGCAUCCGUUCCUUGGGUGUGUUUCACAUUGUUGACUCUCCCUGUCGAUUCUCACUGUUGACUCUCUGCUUAGUGAGUGAAUUCCAACAAGGUUUUGGAGAUGGCUAUUAUCUGUUCACUCCAAGCUCUGAGACCGAUAUGAGUUAUGUCAAUAUAUUAUAAGGUUGUGUCCAAACUGUCCACUGUUCUGUUCUGCCAUACAGGAGGACUGUCUGUGAUAUUUCACCCAAGUUUUGUUGAGAGAACUUUUGAAUUUAUCAGUAGUUGCAUGCCCCAUGCCCUCUUCCCCUCUGACUCAGGGGUAAAGUAUGAUGUGGGUUGAGAGUGAUCAUAAUUGAUGUGUCAAUGGAGCAUUGUUUUGCUGUGUUUGAGAGUCACCACACUCUGUACCAGUAAGUACUGUUUUAUAGGCUUUCGGAGUGAUUCUUUUUCCUUUCCAUAUCUCGGAGACAUUCCAUCUCCUUUUGUGUUACUGCUCAGUUGGAUUAGCUAUGAUCACUGUUAUUUUUAUUACGGUGGUGUGUGUGUAGGGGGGAGGAGGGUGCGUAUUUGUGUGUGUGUGUGUGUGUGCGUAUGCACAUGCAUGUGUGUGUGUGUUUUGACUUCGCUCAACCCUCUCGUUUUGGUAUGGGAGCAGAAAGGCAUACCUGGUGCACCUCAUCGAGUGUGUGUUCUGGCUUGCCCUGAUUUCCAUGCAUGGAGGGAGUGGGGGAAGGAGGAGAGGAGGGAGGGAGUGCUGGGGAAAGCCUACACUCUGACUCAGAGGGGAGGGAGGGAAUUCCCUUGUGAGCAGAAUAGCUUUUCCAUCUGGUGUGACUGGAGCUGUGCCUGGAGGUCUGGAGCACCAUGCAACACAGAUAUAGCUCCACAGCAGGGAAAGACUCCCAGCCCAGCACCUCUACCCUGGAUACCAAUUCUUCCUGGAUCCCUUAACUUUCCCUACCACCCCUGUUGACAGAUUUGUCAGAUUUCACCAGUAUUAGGACUGGCAGGUACCAGGUGUCCUAGAGGAGCAGAAGCCAACCCCUGGUCUGGUGUGUGAUGGACCCUGUUUGGCCUGCGGUUUUGCCAGCUAUUUUGGCUCCAAAUCUACUGACAGUUUUUGCCAGACAGGUGGCAGAAGGAUUUUGACAAAUGUGAUAAAUAACUGACUGUAUUAUAUAAACAGGAAAGCGGGAUAGACUGAGAAAAAAGACACCCGCAAAAUUAUCUCUUGGUAGGACGAAAGUCGAAAAAUAAGACUGGCUUGUUUCACGAGUGCCUCUGCAAUUAAGUCUGGGUGAAUCAUAUUUUCCAUUCCCAAAACCACCAAAGUGAGCAUUCUUUGGCCAGUGGAAGUUGUUGUUCUGUUGUUGGUACGGCCCCUUCCCUAUGUUUUAGUAGGAGGAGCGUUAUCUCUCUUUCUCUCUCUUGCUCUCUCUGUGUUUGGGCGUAAACCAACCACAGGUCAGUGCAGGGACAAGUGUGAGAGAGCCCAGAUAAGAAUGGUUCUUCAAUAAAUACCAGAGUGGUCCCACCAUGCUGUGUGGCGGUCCACAUCGUGUCUCCUGUCAUUAACCAAAUCUCCGAGCAAUUACUGCAGAGAAGGAAAACAAAUGGGAGGUUAUUGUUAUUGGAGUCAUGUGGGAGCAUAAACUGUAUUAUAUGAAUCAUAGAAUAAACAUAGGGACUGUGUUGUUGCUUAGAAAUACUUAGUCCUGGGAGUUGACUGAGGUGUGGUUAGGCUGUUUAAACCUCUCCGUCAACUGUGUCCUGAUGAUGCUUCAUUCAUCAGUAGGUCCAUUGUUGUGUGUUCCUGUACAAUGCGAGUCUUUCGGACUCUUCCCACCAGUUUAGACACAGUAAAAGGCAGCUGGCUGAGCUUUCCCCAAAGCACUUUACUUGAAACAAAGGUGUGUGUGUGCGUGUGCGUGUGCGUGUGUGUAAUUGUGUUUGUGUAAAUGUGUUGAGUGCAAUUCUCAUUGACCCGUAUAGGGAGUUGCCAUGCCUCCUACUACCACUCUGUGUUGUGACCAGUCUGAUAGAGGGAGAGUUUAGGAGGAGGCCGAGGUAGAGACGGAGAUGGAGGGAGGGGUUGUGUGUGGGUGGGGGACUCUGCCAAGUAGGGAGGGGCGGUGCCGUUGACGGAACAGAAGCGUUUUGCAGAUGUUGCACAGAGAGAGAGAAAGAGAGAACGUAACGUUUUGUGGUUCAGUCCUACGGUACUCUCUAACUUGAAACGGUUUACAUGCCACAUACGUGGCUGUCUCCCGAUUCAGUGAAGGUGAAAGAGAGAGAAGAGCGGGAAAUGACUACUUUUGGACUGCUUUUGCUCUUUUUGUUAAGUCUUGCUGAACAAUUUUAAAAGAGUAGGAGUGUCUGUUUAAUUUCUGCUUCUGUAGAUGAGAAACAGACAGAGGGUGAAAGUGAGGUGAAUCGAAAGAGAAUGAUAAAGGGAUUGAGACGAGAAAGAGUAGGAAAGAGAGGGAGAAGAAGAGAGAUGGGGAAAGAAAAUGAGAGCGAGAGAGAAAUAGAGAAAAAGAGAAAUAGAGAGAGAGAAGCCUGAAAAACAUGUUUACUUGUGGAGGGUUGACGUCUAAGGUUUCCCCUCUUGGAGUGGGUCCCAGUGCGGGGGUGGGCGAGAUUCCCUCUUGGUUCCCCAGACGUAAUAUGAGGAAUGAGCAUUCCCUAUCAUAUCUCUCUCUCUCUCUCUCUCUCUCUCUCUCUCUCUCUCUCUCUCUCUCUCUCUCUCUCUCUCUCUCUCUCUAUCUCUCUCUCUCUCUCUCUCUCUCUCUCUCUCUUUCCCAUCUCACAACCUGACGAGCAUAUCAGAUCCAUGGCACAUCAUGAUUAGCUGCACAUAGCAUUACUUUGUCACAGUCAUAUAGGCAUACUCGUCACCCUACUGAAAUCUCACAGUUGUCUGUUUACUCACUUCUUCUUUCUCUUCUUUCUUCAUUUCUCUCACUUCUGCAGCCAGUGCACAGAUCUUUUGCCUGAACUCAAAAUAAAGACAUCUGUCUGUGAUCUUUUUCAAAGUCUGUUCUUCUCUUUUCCUCGCUUUUAAUAUUGCUUUUGGAAAUAGAUACAUGGUGGCUUCCAUCCUCCUGAGCUCUCUCCCAACUCCAGCUCCACCCUUCUACACGAGUGAUAGCAGGCCAAGCAUGACUGGGAUCUAUUCUUCUCUUUUUGCGUUGUGAAAAACAACACUUUGGGAGAACAAUAUGGUGUAGAGACCACAUCUUAUUACUUGGCUCUUUAGUUAUACUAGUACAGCUGCCCAAUGGCCAUACCAUAUGUAGUGUUUGUUACUUCACACAUAUCUCACAGUCCUCAUUAAAUUAGGACCACAAACAGAAUGAUAUAGCCAGCCAUUGCCAAAUACAUAAGGGCAGUGCCACAGACACACACUGACACAACUGUAUUGCCAGCCAACACAGCAUGGUAGUGCCACAGACACAACUGUUUUGCCAGCCAGCAUGGCAGUGCCAUAUACACACACAGACACUGGCAGUGCUACAUACACACAAAGAAACAAAGGCUGGAUAGUGUCAAUUCUAUUUCUGACAGGCACUAAUGAGUCAUAGGCCUUAAGAAAAUGUGCUGUGGUUUGGGCCUGACUGUAUAAACAGAGCAUAGAGUGUCUGUUCACGAAGGUGUGGCAUGAAAUCACAGAGAGACCCAAGGAAUGUGAGCGAACCGCUACAACUACAGACUCCUGGCAGCUGCUGCAGAUCCCUAGGCUUUUAUUGCAUGACAGGGAAGACUCGACACCACAACACUCUCUCAAGAUGAAAAAAAAUGAGAGAACAAACUAACAAAGGCGUUUAUGAAGCAGAGUUAAAGCUGCAAUAUGUAACUUUUUUGUCGACCCGACUAAAUUCACAUAAAAAUUUGAGUUAUAGGUCUGUCAUUCUCAUUGAAAGCAAGUCUAAAAAGCAGUAGAUCUGUUCUAUGUGCGCUAUUUCUAUGCUUCCCGUUCGUAAGUUUCAUUUUUGCAAUUAUAUUGUGUGUGAUUAUGUAGUGUUUCAUAUUUGCUGUUGUCCUUUUUUUAUAGAUGGACACCACCUAUGGGAGACAGAAGCCAAAGUUGACAAGGACUCCUUCAAGUCUGUAAGUUGUCCUCAGUGUUUUCCGUACAAUACAGUACUGUAUUAGUUGUAGUCCUCUUUUUAAGAUUGAAAGUGUAAAUUUGCUCAGCCAUACAUUCUAUGCAUCUUUCUCUUCCAUUAUAUUAACCCCCUCUCUCUCGCUCUCUCUCGCUCUCUCUCUCUCUCUCUCUCUCUCUCUCUCUCGCUCUCUCUCUCUGUCUGUCUCUCUUUUUCUCCCCCCUCUCUCCCCCUUUCUUUCUUUCCCUCCCUCACCUCCCUCGCUUCCCCUUACUCACUUUGCUGAUGUAACCUUUGCUAAGACAUUACCAAGGAGAGAGAUUAGUUGUGUUGAUUAGUCCAUGCAAUCCUGAAUGGAAUUUUCACACAUUGUUCCCUCUGUCCUCAUCUGCACACACAGUAAACAAAGUGAUUGCACCUAGAGCAUCUUGCUUCAUCAUCAACAAGCACCCCUCAAUAAACACACACAUUCACACGUGCACGCAAACACACACGCGUGCACGCGUGCACACACACACCACCACCUUCUCUCUACUAGAUCAUAUUCAUUAGGGCACACCAUAGCAAACCAUUUUGUAAUGGAAAACAAAAAAAGAUGUUUCUCAUUGGACAAGUUUAUUUAGUCCCUCCCAGUUUCAGUAAUUUUCUUCAGUUUGUUGCCUAAUGAAUACUGAUGCAAGCCCAGUUGCCCUACCAAAUACCUCAGCCAGCGUAGCCAGACAUUUAGUUCACUGUUCAACUUCUGGUUCAGGGAGGAGGAGUACUUAAACACCUCGUCUGAGCCCGGCCUUCCGCUUGAGGCCUGGCCAAGAGUGGAUUACCCCCCUCCCUUUUUACCAGUUGUUUUCACGAGAGAAGUAAUGAGAAAAUAAACCAGUGCACCUUUCUACUGAUGCCCAGUCACACAUUUAGUCGUACAUUCUGUUAAUAAAAACAAGGCAAAGGGGAUUCAUCAGAGGGGACAGUAAAUGUUGUACGUGUCACAGAAAAGCUGCUUGUGCUUCUGGAGUUAAUUAAGAAAUACUUAUGGUGAGGAGAGACUCGUAAGGUCUGUGCGGGUGUGUGUGUUUGCUUUGUGUGUGUGUGUGUGUGUCUGUGUGUCUUCGAGUGCACAUUAGGGUGUGUGAUGACAAUGAUGACAAUGUGUUUCAAAUCAUCCCCCUCUCUUUCUCUUCUCUUUCAUCAGCAGUCUCAUCAUCCCUCUGUCUCCCUGUAAACUAACUGCUGUAAUUGACAAUUGCAGUGGUGUAUAACAAACCACCUCCCAUGGAACAUGUGUUUAAAUACGGCAGCAUUUCAAUGAUGAUGUUGUUUUUGUUGUCGUGUGUUUUUACGUUCAGGUGAACGGCUUUAUUGAAUCAGGAGUGUUAAAUAUGGCUUCCUCCUCUCUGAUCCUUCGAUGGUUAAUUGGCCUUAAGGGCUGGCUGAUGUUACGGCUUGUCCCACAUGUUGGACAAUUACAGUGGGGGAUAUGGUGGAGAGGUUAGGUAGGUGAAAGACAAAUAGUACAGUGUGCUUAUUUGGUGUGCCGACAAACAACCCACAGUGUUGCUGGCCUUUUCUCUCCAGCUUCCACCGGCCACCGUUAGGUCACCUAUGCUCUGCCUGCCAUAUGUUUUCAUUAUUCCUGUUUGGAUCGCACUGCUCACUGGGUGGGAGGGACAGGGGGUGAGGUCAGCGACACCUGUAUCUGUGCUGUCUUUGACCCCGUCAGUCCAGGGCAGACCUGGCCUAUAAACAGACACACAGACACGUAGACAGACCCCACAAAAUAUGCUGAGCAACAGGGAAUGGCUUCCUGCUCUGCUCCACCACCCCCAAAUGGCCUGAGCUGGCCCCCAGAGAGCGAGAGAGAAAGACAGACAGGCUCUAGGUAGGCAGACACUCAGUCAUGUCCCGAUGGUGCCUUUGUCAUGCACCUCAACCCUUGCUCUGCAGCCUCCAAAGUUCACGUCCGUCCAGGUCUCAACCCUGGGCCUGGAGUGACGCAGUGAUCAGGGGCUGUGAAAACAAAGCCAAAGGCCCACAUCUCUCCCCUGUAGUAGUCCAGGGGUAGGGUUCAAACAAACACAAACAGGGGCGCGGUACACACUCUGGGGGUCCUGCUGAGCCCAUCCAGAUUGGGCUGGAUACCCAGCUCAGAAAGCUUGUUCAGAACACUCCUCCACGGUUCCCUGAAAGCAAAACAAGCAUACCUGCUAAUUAAUGAGCUCACACUUACAUACUGUAGGAGUUAUGUUUGUGUCUUAGAAGAGCAUUUAAAGGGGUUGUAGGCCUAAGCUAAUGCCAUAUUAGUCUGAUUUCAUAAUGUUUAGAUUAUGCAUGUUUUUUUUCAAAUCUGCUACGCACACACUUAGUCUGUUGCUUGAAAAACGUAUGUGUUAUGGCUUUACACCCCCUGCUAUAUUGUGAAUAAAGAGUUACCUGUCUAACAGAACACAGAGUGUGUUCUUUAAUGGAAGCCUCUCCAACAAAAUCCAGGUAGAAUUAGGAAUUCCCCAGGGCAGCUGUCUAGGCCCCUUACUUUUUUCUAUCUUUACUAAUGACAUGCCACUGGCUUUGAGUAAAGCCAGUCUAUGUAUGCGGAUGACUCAAUGCUAUACACGUCAGCUACCACAGCGACUGAAAUGACAGCAACACUUAACAAAGAGUUGAAGUUAGUUUCAGAAUGGGUGGCAAGGAAUAAGUUAGUCCUAAAUAUUAAAAAAACUAAAAGCAUUGUAUUUGGGACAAAUCAUUCACUAAACCCUAAACCUCAACUAAAUCUUGUAAUGAAUAAUGUGGAAAUUGAGCAAGUUGAGGAGACUAAAUUGCUUGGAGUAACCCUGGAUUGUAAACUGUCAUGGUCAAAACAUAUUGAUAGUAGCUAGGAUUGGGAGAAGUAUGUCUAUAAUUGUCACGAAUUCCGCCGAGACUGCUCCUCCUCCUUGUUCGGGCAGGCUUCAGCGUUCGUCGUCUCCGGAGUACUAGCUGCUACCGUUUGAUGUUCUCUAUGUUUGUUUGGUUUUGUCUGAUUAGUGCACCUGUUCCAUAUCACGUAUUGAUUAUGUCACCUAUAAGUUUCCUUUGGUUUUGUUUGUAGUUGUGUGUUGUUGUCCGCUCUCAUGUAUUUAGUGUAUUGACGCACUGUUUGCGUAAUCACUUGUAUUUUGUGUAUUGACGCACAGUAUGCAUAAUCGCUCGCCUCCGUUGUGUUGAGGCCCGUUAUUUUGUAUUGUCGUGUUUUGACUAGUAAAGUCUGUUGGAUUAAGCUUCUGUGUCCUGCGCCUGACUCCAACACCACAUCCACGUCAGCUCGUGACAAAAAUAAAGCGCUGCUCUGCAUUCUUAACAGCACUAUCAACAAGGCAGGUCCUACAGGCCCUAGUUUUGUCGCACCUUGACCACUGUUCAGUCGUGUGGUCAGAUGCCACAAAGAGGGACUUAAGUAAAUUGCAAUUGGUUCAGAACAGGGCAGCACGGCUGGCCCUUGGAUGUCCACAGAGAGCUAACAUUAAUAAUAUGUAUGUCAGUCUCUCCUGGCUCAAAGUGGAGGAGAGAUUGACUUCAUCACUACUUGUAUUUGUGAGAGGUAUUGAAUGUUGAACUAUUGGCACACAGCUCGGACACCCAUACAUACCCCACAAGACAUGCCACCAGAGGUCUCUUCACAGUCCCCAAGUCCAGAACAGACUAUGGGCGGCGCACAGUACUACAUAGAGCCAUGACUACAUGGAACUCUAUUCCACAGUAAGUAACUCAUGCCAGCAGUAAAAUUAGAUUUUAAAAAACAGAUAGAAGUACAUCUUAUGGAACAGCGGGGACUGUGAAGCUACACAAACAUAGACACAUGCAUACAAACACACGAUAAUAUACACACUAUACACACAUGUACACAUGGAUUUUGUGUUAUAGAUAUGUGGUAGUAGAGUAGAGGCCUGAGGGCACAAACUUAAUAUGUUGUGAAAUCUGUUAUGAAUGUAUUGUAAUGUUUUUAAAAUGUAUAGCUGCCUUCAUUUUGCCUUGGCAGCAGCUAAUGGGGAUCCAUAAUAAAUACAAUACAAAUACAAUACAAAUAUACUGUGUGAUGAUCUGCAGUGCAUCUGGAUGGUUCGUACGUGUAUCUAUUCUGUGUUGUGUCUGUGUGUUGUAGACUGCGCUGGUGGUGGAGAUCCCUCCCUACAGGAACCAGAGAAUAUCCAGCCCAGUGCAGGUCAACAUCUACGUCUGCAAUGGCAAGAGAAAGAGGAGCCAGUACCAACGCUUCACCUACCUCUCCCCAAACGGUAACCCCACAAACCUUCAGCUUUAGCUCCUCACUUACAAGUGGUUUAGUGGUUUAUUAUUCCUACUAGUGUUGCUUAAUAAGUGAUAAAGGGGUCAUAUACGCUCAUGCAUUAUACCUGCAGUGUUAUCCAAUUAUACCUUUCAGUGUUUCCCCCUAAAUCAUUUUCACUCCACAAAAACACAUGCAAUCUGUUGUAGCUUCUGCCUGACUCCGCUGCGUCCCAGGCUCCGUUGAGCGAGGGCAGAAGUGAAGCAGAAGAUGUGAGGUGUGUUUAUUUGGUUGCAAGCUUGAGUUCUCCAGCGAUGAGGUAUGAAGUGUUGAUUGACAGAGCUUCUGGGCAUUGUUGACGUUAUGAUGAGAAGUCAGUCACUGAACCGUCGAGCUUGCUCUCACACCUCACCUCACACACAACUCACGGGAACAUCCAUCACACACAACUCACGUUCUCCACUACACACUAAUGUGCCCCCUGGUCUCCACGUUUAUAGUUGGCUUGACACAUUGGAAUGUGAAGAAGUUAUUGGGAUUAGGAGUCAUUUCACAGUCUUACAUCACCAACUAAAUACCUCUCAUUCUGGGCUCAGAGUAAAUAUACAUUUGUCAUAUCCAAGUUUCAUUCAUAGACACAUUGAUAUUAAUUGAAAUCCAUUGAUGCUGCUAGAAACAACAUUGUUAAUUAUUCACAGCUUGCUGCAUCUCUCUCUCCUUCUCUCCUUCUCUCUCUCUCUCUCUCUCUCUCUCUCUCUCUCUCUCUCUCUCUCUCUCUCUCUCUCUUUAUAUCCCAUGUUAAAUUAAGAAUCAGGCCCAAUAGUGCUUAAACGCAGCCUUCACCUUUAAACUGACAAAAUGUGAUUCUAAGACUCCCUAAACACUUCAAUGAUCACCAGCUGCUAUUGUAUUCUGGAGGAGAUAAGAAGCAAUGACUCAGGCCUUUGGACGCGAUUCUAAGAGAGAGAGACCGCAUCACCACCUUGACAACGAACAAAGGGCCCUAUUUGGAGAUGGUUGAUGGGAGCAAGAGAGUGAAAGAGAGAGUGAGUGAGAAAGAGAUUGAGAAAGGGAGAGGUGAGGAGGGGGGAGUAGAGAGAGAGAGAGGGGGGGAGGGAGAGAGAGGGGAGAGAGAGUGGGGAGAGAGAGCGAGAGGGGGAGGGAAAGAGCGAGAGAGGGGGAGCCAGGACAUUUUGGGUAACUGGCCCUAGCAGAGCAACCGGUGGUGGGAGUUGAGGACAGACAAACUCUGGCCAUAUUUGGCAGCCCCAUACGAACCAGGGAGACAGACAAGGAGAUAAGCUGUACAAGGAGAAGACCAUUGCAUCUUCACGUCAUUUUCACAGAGAGUCAACAUGAUCCAAUUAACAGAUGAAUGGGGUGUGCUCUCUGUUACGAUGCCAAAUAAACUAAAUUGCAGUGGGGACCACACAAGCAGGGGCAGUGUCUGUAUGACGGAACAUAAUGUACCUCUAGAGUCACAGUCAACGGCACUUGCUGUGGUUCACCAGACCUUCUUCUUUCUUAUUUUUAUAUUUAUUCAUGUUUAUAAACUGGGUGGGGUGAGCCCUGAAUCCUGAUUGGCUGAAAGUUGUGGUAUAUCCGACCGUAUACCACGGGUAUGACAAAAAUAUAUAUUUUUACUGUUCUAAUUAUGUUGGUAAUCAGUUUAUAAUAGCAAUAAGGCAUCUUGGGGUUUGUGGUAUAUUGUCAGUGUAGCUGUAGGUGGGUGUGGUGGUGGAAUCAGGCGCAGGACGCACAAAGUAAGUCCAAAAUACUUUAGUUGUUUGCAAACACAACACAGCACGAAAACAAAUGCCCUGAGGCGAGAAACUCCGCACGCAGGCGAAAUAAAGCGGGCGCACAAAAUACGCGCGACAAAAUACUCCAAUACACAGAAAUGGAGCGCAGCUCAACCGAGCAAACUGUAUAUAUAAUAGCUAAACGCACGACAGUGAAAAACAAUCACACACAACACUAGACAAACACAACGAGAACUUAUAGGACACUAAUUACACUAAACGAUAACAGGUGUAACAACAAUCAGACAAAAGCAAACGAACAUAGAAACAUGCAACGGUGGCAGCUAGUAUUCCGGAGACGACGAACGCCGAAGCCUGCCCGAGCAAGGAAGAGAGGCAGCCUCGGCCGAAACCGUGACAUAUAUGGCCAAUAGAACAGCCCUUAGCCGUGGUAUAUUAGCCAAAUACCACACCUCCUCUGGCCUUAUUGCUUAAAUAUAAUUUAUUCAACACAAUAGUCAACAAGCAAUAAUAAACAACUCAGACAAUACUGAGUAGCAAUAGUGCCACAUUUUGCUACAGAGCUCAUUUCCAUCCGUAGUCCCUGGAAGUCCCUGAGCUUACCUCUCAUCUAGUUCCUCUGCAUGUCUGUCUGGCCAUGGACACGUGUCUGGGUGAAGUGGCCUCUACUGUAUAUGACUUUAGCAAACAGAACUGUUUCAACUGGGCUAAGGUAAAAGAGAAGCCCUAAUUAUAUCUGUCCAAGAUAAGAUACAGGUUGUCAUCAAAGCAAACUGAUCUCUAAGUCACAAUGAGGAUAAUUAUAACAGUGAUAUAUAAAUAGCAAAGGAGAGGAAAACCUGGUUGUUUGCUUUUGAGGGUUUCACUGUGUGAGAGUGUUUGAACACAUACAUAGAGAGCCAACUCAGCACUGUGGCCAGGUAGGGGUGGUGGUGUGUGUUACAUAGAGGUCGCUCUCAUCACUUCCUCCUUCGCCUAUCUGAGCGGGGCUUCCGGCCCUCUGGCCCACUUUAAGCACAGUUGUGGUCGUCAAUUAUGCUUUCUAAAAAUAACUCUCGUUCACGCUCGGGUGUCUGCUCGCCUCUGUGCUCGUCUAUAAAAAAGCAAAACCACCACUUAAAAAAGCCCCGCUUGUUUGAAAAAACAGAAGUACGAAACAAACAAUCUGCGGUCCACCAAUCACUAUUGAAAACAACUUGUAUUUUCCACUGUAGUCAGGUGAUGUUUUCUCUACUCAUUCAUGUCAAACAUAAUCAGACAAGUGUGUGAAAAGGUCUAUUGAACAUGUUGACAACCCAAAGCUUUCACUGUAGCACCUCAAGCCUGUUCAGUGUAGCUAAAUGCCCAAGGAAGGAAACGAGAUAAUAUGUAUUUGAAUCAUUUCCUCUCCAUCUUCUAAAUAGGACAGUCAUAUCUCAUGGGGGAGGCAUUGUUUCUGUCGUGUAAACAUCAUCUCAUUCUUAUCCCCCCUUUAGUUUAGUCACGCCUCAGAGCUAGUACUGAUAUUAUUAUCAGAUGCAGUCUGGAGGAUUGGAAACGAUUGAGUCUUUGCCAGGUUUGACUGUUGAAGAUAAGCUUGAAUGGCAAGGCUGUCGUAGGCCUGUUAUGUCCUACACAAGCAAGAAAGGAGUAGCGGAUUUGAACCGUUGCUUAUUCCAGAUGUUAUCGGGAAUAUUCUUCAGGAUUUCAUACAGGGGAUUUUUCAAAUGGGCAAUUAGCAUGGUAAUAAUGCCGUUGCAUAUUGAUGCCAAAACAAUAGAAUGUAGAUUGUCUUAUGACAUUUUUUAAAUUGUCUUUGUGUUUCUCAAAAUGCUCUUCAUUGUCCUCACUUUCCUUUACAAUUUCAUGUUAGUCCAAUGAAUUUGAUGACUAAAGCUUAAUAAGUUUGUCUGGAAAGUGCAUUGUCAUGAGUUACAAUUUGAGAGGAGAAAGAUCCAAGAAUUUAAGCAAUAUGUCACUCUGAAGUUAUUCAUUUUUUUAGACUCUAAAAUGUGCUGUUGGCAGCAGUUGUGGUUUGUAUAAAUCACCACAUAUCCGAUGUUGCGAUGAACGUACAGCACAAGUGUCCUUGUUUACCUCCUAGUGUGUGUGUGUGUGAGCGUUGCUUUUCUUUUCCGAGCUCAUUUCCAAUCAUUCUUGCAUAAGUAAAGACUUAACAUGCCGUCCUUUUCUUCUCCUUUAAUAAGAAACAGUUUCACCAAACCACAUAAAACAACAAACGUCAAAAGUGCUGGCGCUGACAAAAGCCCAACCGAAGUCAGUUCUCGGAAUGCCUUUAUUUUCACAAGCCGUUUGGAGGUUCCUCCUCUAGAUCGGGUUGUAUUAUUAACAGCAACGGGUGCUGCUGCUGAUUCCUGCCCAUAGGUUUGUGGUCUGAGACAUGGGAGGGAGGAGAGAGAGGGGUAUGUUCAGAAGAAACAAGAGAGACACGUACAUGAAAACUUAACGAACCGCACGCUGUGAACUUCUCCCCAAAGAUGUGUCAUGGUAACCAAACUGGAGACUGAGACGUUUCAGUGUUUCCAGGUUAGGAUAGUGACAGACACACACACACACACAGACACACUCACACACACAUGUACAUGGCCUACGUAAACUAGGACACCAGCCGUCAGCCAGAUUGCGACCACAGUGGGACGUAGUGAAUUAGACACCUGUGAGUUGAUGACUACCACCAUGAAGCACCACCUGCUCCAUUCUGAAUAUCAGAGAUGCAGCUAGCAUACUUAGGGCCCUGAGUUUUUCCUAACCACAUGAACUGACCGGGAAAAACUGGUGGUCUGCUAUAACUAGAGCCUGGAGUUUUUCCUAGUCAGGUCACAUGUUCAGGAAAAACUCAGGACCCUAGGUAUAAUGCAUUGUGCACACUCUUUCCACAGUGCAAUCAAACCAGCUAUUUUAUGGAGACAGUAGAGCAUUUCCACGCCAUAGUUUCACUCUGAGAGCAGAGCAGCCAAUCGUAAUGAGAAUCAGAGUGCAUCCCAGAAAACCCUCUUGCCCGGCUGUCUCUUCCCUUCACACGACAACCUGCCGGGCCUAGACCCUCUGUGCUCAACACCCCACAAAUCCGUCCUCGAACCCUCACCCCCAUCCCUGGAAGGAAACCAGUUCCUAAUAAAUACUCUGAUCAGGCCUGAUCACUUUAAUGCGAGCAGACAGACACAGAUAGCCAGAGAUGGGGAGAAAAACAUGUGCAGAGCGUAAACUGUCUGUGGGCCAUAACCCGCAGGUUGGGAGGAAAUAGAAGCCAGCUGGGGAUGGGACUCACAGGGUGAAUCUGCUUUCAUGGAACUGGUUGGGGGGAGUGUGUGUGUUUGGGGGACACGCACACAGAUAGUCGUCGGCAGGUAGUCUAGUGGUUAAGGGCGUUUGGGCCAGUAACUGAAAGGUCGCUGGUUCGAAUCCCAGAGCCAACUAGGUGAAAAAUGUUGAUGUGCCCUUGAGCAAGGCACUUAACCCUAAUUGUUCCUGUAAGUCGCUCUGGAUAAGAGUGUCUGCUAAAUUACUAAAAUAUAAAAGAUGGAAGGAGUGGUCAGAGAGACGGGGGGGGAGACAGAUUGAGGAAUGAUUGGUUAGAGUGGGGGAGAAAUAUAGAGCUGAAUAGAGGAGAGCUCAAAGGAUCCCUCUGUCUCUCAUUCUGGAUAUAUGAAAGGAGGGGGAAUGUGUGACAGAGCGUGCAAGUCUCAGGGAAGGUGGGAGACUGUGAAGCUGUGCUUGAUUUACAGAAGAAAUCAGAUUACUAUCUAUGUAGAGUUUACACUUUUGGGACUAUUCCAUUGAUUCCACUGCAAUAGUCAAGCUCAAUCAAAUGCAGCUAAAGUAUAGAAAACAGAAAACAAAUACUAGACCUAUCAUGAACCCAGGUCUGGGCUAUGGAGAGCCUGUUACAAGGCCUAGUAUGAUAUUCCCUAGUAAGUGUAUGGAGGCGUCAUCCUGGGACUUUCCUAAGGAUACAUACCUUACCUCUGGGACAGAUGGGAACGGGCUUCCCACUGGGUAAUCACACCAGCUCAUCUCACCCCAAAGGAGACUGGGGGUGUGAAAGUUAAUCUCUCAGCUAAAUCCUGGCCCAACAAUAAUAACAUCAUAACAUCAUGAUAGGGCUGUUUUUCAUCUGAUAAAAACACUCAUUUAUUCAGACAAUGGAAGUACAUUUAAGAAAUGCUUAUUAGUAUUAUUAACACCAACAUGUUUCGGCGUGACGCCUUCAUCACGCCUUUGUUUUUACACUGCUGCUACUCACUGUUUAUUAUCUAUGCAUAGUCACUUUACCCCUACCUACAUGUACACAUUUUAAUUUUUUACUUUAGUUUAUUUAGUAAAUAUUUUCUUAACUCUAUUUCUUGAACUGCAUUGUUGGUUAAGGGCUUGUAAGUAACCAUUUCACGGUAAGGUCUACACCUGUUGUAUUCGGCGCAUGUGACAAAUAAGAUUUGAUUUGAUUUGAUCAGGAUUUACUUAUUUUUACUUUGUUAUAUAGUAAAAAGUAACUAUUAUUAGAAAUACACUUAUGAUGGCCUAUUUGUUGGGCUGAAUAGAGUGUCAGAAGAUAUUUAGAGUGAUUCAGACCAAAACACUUAUGAUUGGCAUCAAACACUAACCACACCCAUUAACACAUUUAACUGUGUGCAGAAAUAGCAACAGACAGUGCAUGUAUUGUGACUCAGAAGCUUUUAGUUAUUCAUCUGGGUGUCUUAAUUCAAGCCUAGUUGUGUCAGAGUACUCGUGGCAGAAUCGGAGCAUGGGGGGGGGGGGGUUUAUAAAGAGUUUUCUUAGGGCAACCUGGCCUUUUCGUCUUCUCCUUAAGGUUUGGGUCUUUGUGUGUGUGUGUGUGUGUGUGCGCGCGCGUGUGUGUGUGUGUGUGUAUGUGAGUGUGUGUGCGAGCGUGCAUGUGUGUGUAACUGGGGGAUAUGUUUAAAUAUUCAAUAAAUAGUGCAUACGUUAUGGUCAGUCUCCGAAAGAUGAAAACUGAUCCAGGAAACCUACUGUACGAUGAUUGUCAGUCCAAACUAAUCAGGAAAUGGCGGAAACAUCUCCCAAAUGGACUCUGAGUGAUUUGGAAGACAGCGGCAUGAGCAAGUGGGGUCAUAGCACUCUCCUCCUGCAUUAGCUGAAGUCAGAGCUCCUGAAACCGCAGGCAUACCAUACUCUCUUAAGGAGCACGGACCACCCCAAUCAAAUCAUCCUCUCUCUUUCUGUCCUGAGAGCAACAAUUGCUUUUGGAGCAUGGAGGCCUAGGGGUCCCAGGCUCCUGCAGCAGCAGCCCAGCCACUUUAAAGCACUCUUUUAUAGAAUAUCAGAGCUGAAGGAGUCCAAAGAAAAUUGCGCCGUUUCAUGAUUAGAGCCAGCUGUGGUUUUCUGCUCUGAUGACUCAUCUUUUUUUUAUUUCUUUUUUGGGGUGGGGGGGGGGGUGGUUCUGAGCUGGCGUUUGAGUGGCCCAGCCAAUGACACAGAGUCUCUUUUAAUCGUCGGUUGUUUGUUUGGUUUUGGAGGGUAUCCUACCCACAAUCCAUCUCACUACACCAACUCCUUUACUCAUACUCUCAGUCACUCAUUCAGCCACGUGGACCUACCUCACAUUUCUAAUCUCUCUUCUCUUUUUUUUUCUCUCUCUCUCUCUCCCUCCCUCCCUCUCUCUCUCUCUCUUUUUCCAGUCCCGAUAAUAAAGACAGAACCGAAUGAUGAAUAUGAGCCUCUGGGGGCUCAGGGGCUGUCUGUUCAUUCCAAGCCUUACUAUGGCCAACCCAGGCUCACUCCAAUCAUACCUGUGGGGGACGCUGACACCUGCCUGGUCGGGGGUUAUCCUUCCUGCCCGCCUUGCCAUGGCAGCAUUGGCAGCAUGCCCGCCUCCUCCCCCAGUUCCAGCCCAACACUGCACGACCUGUCCCCCGUGGCUUACCCCAAGUGCCUCUCCACCAGCCCUACGCACGCCCACACUGGCCCCUUGGCGUUCACCAUCCAGGAGACGCCAGGGCAGCGCGUAGUGUCGCUGAUUCACCCUUCCUCGCCCGACCAUGCUCCACUGGGAAUGCUCCACUCCCAGGGCAGCAGCCCACAUCACCUUGGUAGCCCCGGUCCCCAUGGCUACCACACACUCUACCCCAACAGCAGCCCCUCUUCCUCCCCUGGGUCCCACCCCUCCACUCCAGGGGGGGCAGCAGAGAGCCCGUUCGCCCAGGCACCACCUUACAGCCCCACCCAGGGACAGAGCCAGACCCAGGCCAGGAGCAGCCCUCCCAGCCUGCUGCCGGAGGACGCCAGCCCCCCCUCCCUAGCCGUCACCGUCAAGCGGGAACCCCAGGAUCUGGACCAGAUGUACCUGGACGAU